AUGAAGAAUUCCAUGAAUUCAAGAGAAAGAUCAGUUGUUUAUGUGCUUGGCCUCUUUCCAUAUAACAUCAAAAUUUGGGUGGAUAAGAAAACUGGAUAUAAAUGCAUGAUGUUAUACCCAAGAUGGUUGGAUAUUACUUGGGGUGGUUCUCCUCCAUACUGGCUUUGGAACCGUUAUAAAGAAAUGAGUAAGGAAAACAUUGAGGUUAUUAAACUGGCAGCUCUGUGCUGGCUAAAUGUGAGAGGACAGUUUAAGAUGUCAGAGCUCUCUCCUGAGGUUGAUUAUGAAAUUGCAUACAUUAUUAAAAUAAAAAAUGGGGCAUCUGGAUGGAAACUUCCAGUUGCACCGGAAAUCAAAAAUCAAUCAAAAGAAAAAGUUCAGAAGAGAGCAGUUAGUCUACUAGAGAAGCCUAGAGGAGAUUGGAUAGAGCUUAAUGGUGGCAGUUUUCAAACAAAGAAAGGAGGAACAGAUGAUGUGCUGUUCAAUCCUUAUGAACAUGGUGGACAUUGGAAAAAGGGCUUAUCGUCAAAGUAUAAAAUGGCUGCUGCUUAA
Ziziphus jujuba (common jujube) is the source of this 552-nucleotide messenger RNA. RefSeq names its product protein PHLOEM PROTEIN 2-LIKE A1. The coding region runs from base 1 to 552 and encodes 183 amino acids. NCBI's taxonomy places the organism in Eukaryota, Viridiplantae, Streptophyta, Magnoliopsida, Rosales, Rhamnaceae. The transcript is spliced from 4 exons. The record is from RefSeq and is a predicted model, not a curated record.